CCCCGAGCCCGCCCUGCUGCGCGCCGCCGAGAGAGCCGCCCAGUUCGCGGGGGACGACUUCGCCUACGCCGGCCCCGAGCUGGGCGGCGGCGCCCUGGGGGUGCAGCUCACCUGCGACGUCAAGCCAGGAGAAAAUGAAGUUCCAUCUGAAGAUGCCCUAAUACUACAGCUGCACCUUGCAAAAGGGCAUGAGAAAUUUACUGAAAUGCUAAAAAGCCAACAGCAGAUCAUUGUCGAUUUGCAGCAAAAACUUGCUGAACAGCAGCAGAUAUUGGUUAGCCAGCAACGGGAGAUUCUUGAGCAGCAAAGAAAAAUGUAUGAGCAAAUGGAUCUGAUCAAAGUCCAGUAUGGCAUGCUUUUUGAUACAGUGAAACAAAUGUCAUUUCAGAGUUUGCAAGAAGAUAUUCAAAAUUAUUUUGAAAGUCAUCUUCAAGGACUUCAGAACCAGGUCAGAAAUCAUCUCCAGAAGUCAUACUCUGUGCAUAAAGUAGAAGUGGAUGCAAAAGUGAUUAAUGUUGGGGAGUCUUUGCUGGACUGUGGCCUUUGUGAAAGUGACGAAUUUUGCAAUUUCCAAAAGACACCUUCACAAUGUGAAAAAUGCACAUUGUGUCCUGCUGGUUUUUUCCAAAUGGCUGAGUGUUCUGCAAACUCUGAUCGGAUUUGCCAGGACAGAGAUGAAUGCACCGAAUCUCCAAGCAUUUGUGGUGAGAGGAUAAAAUGCCUGAAUACUCCAGGUGGUUUCCGAUGCCUUGGAAUUGCUGAGAAAGAUGCAGCUUUGGGACUGUGUGGAGAGGAGUAUUUCUUUAAUAAGGAAAUGCAAGAAUGCCAGGCGUGUUUAAAAUGUGAAGAGGGAAUGGUGGCUGUGCCUUGCUCCACUGUCAGUGAUACGAUUUGUUCAGCAACCAGUGAAAACAAGCUCUCAGAGUCUUGGGCUGCAAACAUCAUCCUGCCCUCCGUGAAGUCCAGCAUCUCUCAGGUCUACUCCGGCUUGAACUUGAAGAUAAAGGGAAAGCUUCCCUGUGAAAUCCUAUCCGUUGAAGAUAACAGCCUGGUAUUUAGGCAACACGGGCUGUUGUGGACUGACCUAAAUUUUGCAGUGAAGCACAACUGCAGGAAUUUUUUGCAACUUUCCUUAAAGCUAAACGGCAGUGAGGAAGGCUAUGAACUGAGCGGUGUUCGCAUUGAACAGCCAGAAGGGAAGUAUUUCCAGAGCACUAGUUUAAGCACUGCUGCUGAAGUGGAGCCCAGCCAAACUCUUUCUGUGUAUUUGAGGAGCCCCAAUCAAUUCUGCAACCAGAGUAAAGACUUAAAUAUUUAUGAUCUUAAUACCCCACUCAGUUUGUUUUGGUUGUCCCACGACACAGGUGCUGUGGCGCUCAGUGCACAGAUGUCCACAGCAAUACAUUACCAAACCAACUAUCGACCUACCUUUAAAAUAGUAUCUGUUUCUGACCCUUACAUGCUAAGUUUAUCUCAUGAUGGCAGAGCUAUAAAGUUCACUGAAACCGGUGUUGUCAAAUUUGUAUUCCACCAAGCAUUGUAUUCCAUGGGUCAUACGUGUGUCCGGGAGGGCUUCUCUUUAAUUUCUUAUAUCAAUAGGAAUGGCACCAACAGAGAAUUAAUGAAUGUAUUUAAAUCUGGCGUAAAUUACAGAGACACAUCAAUAUCUGCUGCCGGGGCCACAAAAGUUGGUGCUGGAGAUCUGAUUAGCUUUGAGAUACUUUCUCCUGCACAGUGUAAUGUUCGGUAUUUUGGAGAUAGUUCUGGAAUUAGUAUGUUUAGCCUCAUCUGGAUCCCUUCAGCAGUUUCUAGUGCCAUAUCAGCCACAGUUUCUGUUACGGGUCUGCCUACAGGAGCUGUGAGAAACAAGUUACUGGAUUUCACCCAGGUCUCAUCCAAUGAGAAGCAGAUACAGCUGGUUUCUUCUGGACAGCUUGCUCACAAGUAUUUCAUUUUUACUGAAAAGGGAGUUGCCAGCCUUGCGUUUAACUUAAAGCUAAUCCACUCAUGCAAUGUGCUCAAAAUGACUCUCAAUCAGUUGACCAGGGAUCACAUGCAGCCCACGGCGAUUGCUCAGCAGAUUGGAGGUCAGAUGCCAGAGGGAAGCAUAUGGACCAGCGUGUCCCUCCGUGCGUCUUUUGAAGUACAUAAUGGAACACUGAUAUCAGUUUCUCUUGACUGUGUGCGUGGAAGGAUCAAUCAGAUCACUCGUGAACAGGGAACCAGUAUAUCUAUAUUAUGGAUUUCAUCUUAAUUUAUGUACAGUGAGGGCAGCACAGAACUGGGGUUUAAAUUGCAUUUGGAUUCUACUCUGAUUCUACACGUAUUUGACACCUUAUACUGUGUUGACAUGGGCAGGUUGUCCCACUAAAAUGCUCUCAAUUUUAGGAAUAUUUAACUAUAAUCUUAAUUGAAUGAUCAGUAUUUAAAGAAAAGAGAGCUUUCAGUGCUCCAAGUUUUACUUCUUUUAACAUCUUCAGGCAGGGGAACUUUGCAUUCAGGUCAAACUCUCUUAUUUUUAAUAAAGCAGUCUCUUAAAAUGGGUUAUUUCUGGACCACAAGAAAUUGCAGGUGAAGGUGAAUACAUACCUUUUAGUACUGCAACUGAAAGCAGCGCAGCCAAAUAAUGGAAACCUGCUUUUAGUUUCUUCACUGCAGCAGGCUAAUAGCAAGACUAAAUGCACUUUGAGGCUAAUUUGUCUACAUCUUAUAAAAUGCUGUGCUUCCUAUAAAUGCAGAGAACAUGCCUCGAACUAGAGGCUAUACUGUGGUGACACUGGAGUAUACAUGCUUAGCAUUAUAGAAAUGGACAUGAGUCAAAAAUUGAACAUUCUUUUUACAAAAUAUAGUAAUUGCUGUCAGCAAAAACAUUAGACAUAAUGACUGUUCUAAUUUAAUUUGGAAAUCUGCAUUUGAGUAAUUGGGGAAGGUUCUUCCCCAUUUUUAGUUUUUGCCUCUGAAAAGUUACAGGAUGAAAAGGGAGGAAUUCUAUGCUAAGAAGUAACAUUAUGUAGGAGCAAAGAAAUGAGUAUUAAAAGAAUGUCUUGAAAAUGAGACUUUGGAAAUUAAGCAAAUUUUUAUUUAGUUUCUUACAAAUCAAAAAAUAUUUUUCUGACCAAAAAGGAACACCAUUCACAAACAUACUUAUUUUGCUGAACAGGUACUUAUUUUAAAAAGGUUGUUGUUAUUUUUUUUCUUAAAUCACUCAGUUAAUUCAAAAAAGAUAUAUUCAGUGACACUGAUUUUUAUCUUCUUCCAAUUCUUCCAUCAAACUGUUCUUUUUCUAAUCUAUGUCGAGUGUUCUCUCUCAUUUUCUCCUUUCUCCUCAACAAAUGCUGCUUCACCCUCCAUUCUCAUUUCUUUUGUUAGGAGUCAAGUCAUGCCCUGUCACGUAGCUCAACACUUUCCAGCCUUCUUUGACCAUCCCUACUAAAGAACAGGUGUAUGUAUGUCACAUAUGCAAUUAGAGAAUAGUGACAUUAAUAAGGCACUCGAGGGCUGCCUUAUAUCAAACUUAUUGAAAGAAGGAAUACUAUGCACGAUUUAACUUUAAUGUAGAUGUCUGCCUGAGUAUGUAUAUCUAAAAUAUAUGCACUUCCCUCUGCUCUUCACCUGUUUUGGGGUUUGUCACACUGCUUUUGCUGUUUAGUUUCCUCCUAUAGUUUUCUCUGGAAGCGCAAACUCCUAUUUUUACUUGUAACUUUCUAACUGCAUCCUUAACACUUGCAGUUCCCUUUCCCUCAUCCUUUUUUCUUCAAGUUUAUCCUGAAAGGUAUGCAGGCUUUGGACAAGUUGCUCUCCUGCUCCAAAUGGCAAACAGCAGUUUUUCUUGCUUUCAGCUGCAAAGGCUGAGCAGUCCAUCACAAGAUACCUCACUGGACGUUGUGUUGAAGCUGGCAUAAGUGUGCAAACCACAGUAAAUUCAAUCCCAGUGUCCCUGAAGUCUGUGACAGAGGUCUCGGUGCCUCUGUGUAACCAGGCUCAUUCGUUCUUGCAAGGACGUAAGGAAGGACAGAGUAAAGCUAAUAUUAACGAUGUUCAACAUUUGUGAAAUAUUGUUCCAGAAGAUAUUUUGUAGUGGUAGAGGAAGACUUCUGGAAUGAGAACACGUGUAUCUAUUAUGUACAGAAGAGUUGCGUUAUCUGUGUGUGGAGGAGUUUUUCUGGAUACUUCACUCUGGAAGUCUACUGAGAUUGAACAAAGAUGAAAUGGCACAGGAGUUAAACUUUUCUGACAUAUCCAUCUGCUUAGUAAGGCAAACUAGUGAAAUGAUUCCUAGGUGAUAUCAAGGGCACCAUAUAUUCUCAAACUCCUCUCUAUAAAGAGGUGAUUUCGUGAGAAUGAGGUCAAAGGGCUUUUUCCUCACAGAAGCAGGUAGCUCAUUUCUGUACAAGGAUGCACAGGACAUAAAGAGGAGCUCUGCAGAGAGCAGGCCUGGGUAAAAAAAGUAAGACUAAAGUAAGACUUCAGGGGAAGACAGCUGAAAAGUUUUGUUUUAGAGGAAGUUAAGAAAGUCACUUUCUCACAGACAAACCCCCUUACUUUUCUGUUUUGCUCAAUGCAGUUCUGUUAAAGGCUGCCACUCCCCAGUAUAAUGACAACUUAAGAGCCAUUCUGGAUUUAAACCUGUGUAGCAGAUCUCAGAAUCUGAUGUUAGACAUAAUCUGAUACCUCUUUAGCAAAGUCCAGAUGUUACUUGAAUAUAAUGAGCACUUGCCUAUGUAUGGUAUACAACAAACCUAAUGGCAUAAUUUGUAUGAGUAUGCUUUAUUUGAGCGAGAUUGUGGUGUCAGUGGAAUUGCUUGAAUAUGGAAGAGGCUGAUGCUCAAAUCCUGUAUUACGCACGUUGGUGGUAGUUGCAUUUCAAUGCACCGUUAUUAAGGGAUGCAGGAACUACCAGGGAGAACAUUAUUACAAGUGAACAUUAUCACAGCUAAGGGAGAUUGCAGAGUAUGAAUUCUUUAGUGUAGUAAGUCUUCUCUGAGGAUUUUGGGAGGAGUGCCCAUAGUUGCCCUUAAGUUCAGAGUAGAUUUUUAGACGCACAAUGGCAGAAAUGCAGUAUUUUGCACCCUUCUGGUGGUGAUAAUGCAUCUAUUACUGUUUUGCUAAUGUCAUCUGUGAUAAGGUACUCACAUGAUUGAAAAAAAAGUCUUAUUAAAUAUGUAGUAUUAACUGUAAGUUGCAGCAAGCUUAGACUUAUUUCAAGCAAGAAAAGGCUGAUCAUUUGAGCCUCUUCUGCAUCCCUCCCUUUUGGAAAAAAAAAAAAGCCUGAAUCCAUAGUUCAGGCCACUGGCUGACCUUGGUUAUAGUAACACGAAUGUGAAGUGUGUGUGUUGGAAUCAGUGUGGUUUUAUGAUAGUCUAAUUAAUGGCACAGUAUAUAGCCUUUGCAUCUAUGACAAUGAUAUAUAUUGCCUCAUACCAUGCAACGUUAAGUGGUGCACUAUGAUCCUAAAUAAGAUGAAGUUCAUGAGGCAUCAGACAAUAUACAAUGAAUGCUAAUUUUAUGGCACUUAACCCAUUUGCUGUAAUAAAUUGCAUGUUGUAUUGACAGGUAUAUCUUAUUAAUUAUAUUUACAACCUUUAAAACUUUUUAAAUUCAUUUUUUCAUAUGGUUUCUUUCUAUUAGUAGCACAAUAGUAAUACUGUGAAGUAUGGAAUUAAUUAAAACCUUUUCUUUUGCAUCUUUUGAUACCACAUUCACAAAUACGGUUAAAAUAGCUGGAGAUUAGUCUCUCCAGUCCUUUCUGCCAGAGAGCGUUUCCAGUGGGGGUAUUCAUAAAGUAAGAGUAUGGGGCUGACAGAAUCUAGCUGUACAGAAAGAGUUGAAGUUAAUACAUCCAGGAAGGCAGGUGGUUAUUUCAUUUAUGUUCUGGCAAUAAUGGGCAACAAGGUUGUUAGAGAAAACAUGACCAUUAAAGGAGGAAAAUAAUUUAGAUUGUAUAGUGCUGCUCAUACUAGAGGAAAAAGGAUUUGGCUUACAAAGACCUGCAUUGAUUUGUAUUGUGAAACAUUUUGAAAAUUCAAAGAUUUUACCUGAAUAUAUUUUAUUACCUAUAUGAAUGUUUUGUGCUUUCUAUGGAGUCAAAACUGGGCAGAAUAUGUUAAAUAUAUUUUAAUAUUGUGAAUGCUUCCUCUGUUGUGUGGUCUCUGCAGAUUGGAGUACACUGUGAAAACUACACUAGUUUCAAAUGGUGCUUUUUUAUGAAAUUUCCUACUUUGAAAUAUUACUUUGUUUCACAAAUACUGUUUAGACACUUGCCUCUGUUAAUAUUAUAUUGUAAUAUGUUUUAAGAGAACUUUACUGAAAUAAAUAAAACAAUAAGGCUU
Molecule: messenger RNA, 6329 nt
Organism: Calidris pugnax (ruff)
Lineage: Eukaryota; Metazoa; Chordata; Aves; Charadriiformes; Scolopacidae
Exons: 4
Coding region: 206-2254 (682 amino acids)
Molecular function (GO): protein binding; calcium ion binding
Source: RefSeq, a predicted model, not a curated record